GUUCAAUCGUUGCGUUACUGUAAAUCGAUGCGUUACAUCGAUGCGUGAAAUCGAUGCGUCGCGUUUCGUUGAUUCGAUGCGUUACCUCGCGAUGUGUUGAAUCGAUGCUACGUUGAAUCGACGUCUUCUCUCCACUCUUUUGCCUAAGACCAGCUUCUUCUUCUUCUUCUUCUUCUUCUUCGGUUAUCAGCGAGACAUCUCAGCGGGUAAAGGAAAUAGAAGUCUUUUUUAUUACAUUUGCUGACGUAUUUCGUAACACCCAGCCGGUCUCGAAUUCAGACAGUUCAGACUGCGACACGAACCAUGGCGCGUUUUUCUAGAAACGUCGGGGCAAGGACGGAAGCGCUAAUCUACCGAAAUCGUGUCUUUUUGUCCCUGCUUGUCUUCGCCACUGCCUGGCUCUGUGCGAUGAUGAGCUUUGUCCCAAAGCUACGGAUUGGUCGAGUGGGGGAGAAAACAAAAGCCUGGUCUUUGUCACUCAAGGGUGGCGAUGGUGCAAGGAUCUUCUCUAGCAGUUACCCUUUUCAAUCCCUGCCCGGAGGCGACGCCGUGAGCGGGGUGGUUUUCAGGGGAGAAAAAACCCGCAGCUAUGAGGGAGAACGAAUCUUUCGAAGCCUACCUUCGAGCCCCCCUUCCAAAGACACAACGACGACGACACCAAAGGCUCUCCCGCUGAUGGAUCCGGCUAUUCGCUGCAAGAACUGGAAUGUUGUCACCACAAUUUUCGAUCCAUCCGAGGCCGUCCGCAGAGCUUGCUGGGUGGAAGGUUGGUGCACGGUGAUUGUUGCCGAUACAAAGACCCCGGAGGGAUAUAUGGAAAAACUAAGAAACAUGGGCGGUAUCGUAGGAAGCGACACCGAGAGCCGAUUCAUUCGAACAGGUCGUCGUCGAUCGGAGAAACAGGAAGGCAAAGACGAAGACGAAGGCAUCGUUGUCUUUCUGUCGAUAGAUGAUCAAAAGGAAUGGAUGCAGCUGGAAAGAGGGUCGUCGAGCGCCACAAGCGACAGCACUGCGGUGGGGAAGUUCUUGGAAGCGAUCCCUUUUCGAAGCUUUGCACGCAAGAAUAUCGGAUACCUGUACGCCAUUGCCCACGGGGCCCAAAAGAUAUUUGAUUUCGACGACGACAAUCUCCUGCCGGUUAGUUUAGGAAAAGACGGCGAGGAGCGGGUGUUUGCCCCCUUUCACAACAGAGAUGCGCUCGAAAAUCCCGCAAUGGUGGUCACCGGACCAACCGCAUUCAACCAUCACAACAUCAUGGGCAUCAGCGUAAAUGGCACUUCGUGGCCGAGGGGGUUCCCGCUCACCCAGAUCACGAACCCUGCUACCCGUGGACGCAUCGCCCUCGAAAGCAAGGCUUUUCGAGAUGUUCCCAUGAGCGAGAUCGGUAUCCUACAAUUUGUGGCCGACAACAACCCCGAUGUCGACGCCAUCCAUCGGCUCGUUCAGGGACAGAUGAAUCCUACGACCGGCGAGACCGUCCACUUCAAGCGGCAUGUGAAGUACGACAGCAACAGCAGCAGGGAAGAGGCUGCGAACUAUUACAACACGGUAUCGGAGAUAUCGACAGAGGGUUCCCUGCUCGUUCCCUCUCACGCAUACGUUUCUUUUAACGCCCAGGCGACGGUGUUCACGCACCAGGCCAUGUUUGGCCUCCUCUUGCCCCACACUGUUAUGGGACGUGUUGCCGAUAUUUGGAGGGCCUAUUUUUCACAGCGCAUUUUCCGAGAAGUCCGCACACCGAAGAGAGAGAGCAGCUUUGGUAAUGAUGGCUUGAAGGUGGUGAUUUUGCCACCCGAUAUUGUCCAGGAACGAAACGAGCACAAUCUACUUAGGGACCUGCAGUCGGAAGAACACCUUUAUUGCAGGACAGAAGCCUUGCUAAGUUUUUUGGACAAGUGGGAGUAUGAGGGAGAUAAGGACGGCGACAACCGCAGCAUUCCAGCGAUGAUGGAAAAACUAUGGAUCGGCCUCUAUGAGCGUGAUUUUAUCGAGAAACAGGACAUCGAAGUAUUGCAGUUGUGGCUUUCUGCUCUGGUUGAGGUUGGGUACGAAUUUCCCAAAGUCCAAAGCAAUAGCGCACGCCAAAUUAGGGACGUAGUCGUGAUGGGCCAAUUUAACUAUGGAUCCAGCAAAGUAGCUGAUAACCAAGACGAACUUAUGAAAACGAACCUGUUGUUUUGGUACCAAAAAUGGAGGCAACGCUUCCGCAAGGUUGUCAUUCGCGGUCCCUUUUCGGCUGAUUUAGCCAAAGAAUUUUCUGAACAACACGAGAUUGAUGUCGAGUCCACUCGGGAUAGAUUAUCCCAUGACAAGGGUUUCGUUUCUCCUAUGGACAACCUCUUGUCCACUCUGAAAAAGUACGAGGACGAUCCAACGAUAAGUGGGGUGCUGUACGUUCACGACGACAUGAUCGUAAACGUCACCAACGUUUUUGAUGGUGUAAACCGCACAACUACUGUUUUAGGAACUAGAUUUCUGACUGCUCCUCAACCUUAUCGAAUACAUCCUUCCUGGGCAUCCAAUAGCAAACCCAAUUCUACUGAUAAAACCCUCAUUUUUACCGCACCUGAUGGAUUCAGGACAGAAAAGUGGUAUGAGUUACUAGGUCACUUGGAGAACUGGGAUCAUAAUCCGGAAUGCAUCCACCAGUUUUCCAACAUUGCUAAUGACCCACGAAUCAAGCCGUAUCUUGAGCACGACGAAACAAUCGAAAAUGGAAAUCCCUAUCUGUCGGUUCCAUAUCGAAUGCAAGCCGACUUUUUGUAUAUUCCAACUCGCCUGUCAAGGAAGUACGAAGAAAUUGCUAACCUGCUCAUUGAACACAACGCAUUUUUAGAAUGUGGGGUACCAAAGAUUGUUCAACACGUGACCACCGCUUCCAGCAAUGUGAUUUUCAAAUUUGUCGAUCUGUGCACCAGCUUUCUGAACCGAAGAACCCGGGGGAGCCUGAACAUGAUUACACGAUGCGAGCCUGAGUACGCGAAUUCGCAACCCAACACGCCCUUACCGUCUCCCCAUGGUGCAAUCCAUCCGAUCAAAAUAAAUGCUCGAGGAUACAAGACAUGGGGUAUGCUUUUCGAUUGGGCCACAUCCGGAACGACGCGAUUGAAUGUGGCGGACUACGAGAACUAAAAACAUUUCUCGGAAACCAUAUUUUGCUGCUCAGUGUGUCGAUAAUAAUGCAAGCAAUACGAAGAUCUACGCUAGAAUUCUAAUUUUGUUCAUAGAUGACACAGUUCCACUAGAAGUAGUGUAGACUAGAUUUUAUGGAGCUACACAGUAAGAAUGGCAACACAAGCUCAGAUUGUAUAAGUAAGUGAUGUUGGAUCCUAUUCUGCGGCCUUCCGGAGACUUCGAUGUAGCUCUUUUCAGAAUGCAUCGCACCAAAAACGAUGACUUCGUCUCCCUAGCUCGAAUUGGAGGAAUGCAGCAAGCAAGGCGCGGUACUUGUAUAUUCGUAUCUUCUGCUUUCUUACGAUUCAAAUUCACUUGUCUAUGCCGGCGAUGUUUCCCCUUCAACUCUAGUUUUCCCUAGCGGUGGGACUAUUGUUUGCGUUUGUCAUUGCGGAACCUUUGUAUCUUUUCUAGCUGGCGAUUCGUAUUAAAAGAUUUCUCUUGUCGAUCCUCCGGUCGUGCCUCCACAAUCCCUCCUCGGAGGGAGGUGCCGCCCCUCGGAGCCAGCAUUCUUCUCCACAGAAGUUCUGGUUCGGGCCGACAUAACACCUCUUCAACUUUACGAGGUUAAGCAUAACAUCAAGAUUUUUUUUCAUUUCCCCAGAAAUGGAAGCUCUUCUAAUUCCAUGAGGUCGAGAAAUUAAAAAAAAUCCAUAAUUUUCGUAUUUGGACCACGUGGUGUCAACAAAGAAGAUCAUCAGUCGAAGAACACAAAAACGUAUCUUAGUAAUGGCGAUAGUCUUAUUCAUUGUGAUCAACGAUUCCGUUUCCCACUGUAUUUUUCAUACGGUGAAACAACAAAAUAAUCCGAAAAAUAUUGUUUGCCUGCUUUCUACACGCCAUCAUUGAAUCACGAGGUUCUUCACCUCGGGUCGUUGUAUUUCAAUGUCGAUCAAUGUUGCUAGAUAGAAAUCAUGGUGAGACAACCCUUGUAACACGUGGGUUCGACAAACGACCCGGGUGCAGAUCUUCCAUGAUUUCGUGCGAGACUGGAGUUUUCGGUCAAAGACAACCUUGUAGGGAUAGUGCUGCGCGUUGAUUUGCGCAACCGCAGCAACGUGGUUCAAGAACUGCGCUCCCGACAUGUAAUCAUCGUGCCAAAAAUUUCUUGCAAUCCCAAAUGGAACUGACGCAUUGUCGUCGUCGCAAUCCUUGGCAACGCCACUAUGAGUUUCAACAGCGUUACCCAUCUGCUCAUCGUUGCUUCCACCUGCCAGCAGUAGAAUUUCCCACUCUGGUUCGACCGUAGGUAGCAACGUUUUUGCCUCAUCAAGCGUCAAUGGUUUUCCAUCCUGACCAUAUGGAUCGCAUUUUGAAGUAGGCCGACGUGCGAAUGGAUCCGGCCUGUCACUUGAACCGAAUUUCCGAGUUAGCAAAGCUUUCGUCCGGGAGUGAGGAGAAUCAUCGGGAAAGCAUCCGCGGUAGGUAUUCGAAUUGCCGCAGCCGGAUUUUUCGAGGGACGUGUUCAUUGGAAUGAGUUGCGAGGCAAUUAAAGAAUAAGAUCGCCC
This is a messenger RNA of Pseudo-nitzschia multistriata, 4682 nucleotides long. The record is from the annotation of a GenBank genome assembly. Lineage: Eukaryota; Bacillariophyta; Bacillariophyceae; Bacillariales; Bacillariaceae.